Messenger RNA from Mesitornis unicolor (brown roatelo), 551 nucleotides. RefSeq names its product general transcription factor 3C polypeptide 5-like. NCBI's taxonomy places the organism in Eukaryota, Metazoa, Chordata, Aves, Mesitornithiformes, Mesitornithidae. Gene Ontology annotation, cellular component: transcription factor TFIIIC complex. Gene Ontology annotation, biological process: transcription initiation at RNA polymerase III promoter. The annotation marks the transcript as partial. The transcript has 3 exons. The record is from RefSeq and is a predicted model, not a curated record.
AUGGCGGCGGGGAGGCGGUGGGAGGAACGGGGCUCAGCUGUGCUGGAUUUGCCCCGCACGCCGCUGCUGGUGUGCGUGGAGUACCCGGCCAUGCUGCGGACGGUGGGAGGAGAGCAGGGGGUGUCGCGGAUCUACGCUGACCCUUCCAAAAGGCUGGAGCUGUAUUUCCGUCCCAAGGACCCUUACUGCCACCCCGUGUGUGCCAAUCGCUUCCCCACCUCCACCAUGCUGCUCAAGGUGAAGAGGAGGACCAAGAAGAAGAAACAGUUGGACACUGAAGAACAAAUCCAGCCAGAAGUCCAGUUUGAAAUGGAAAUUCUUGGGACUGUCACUACAGUUUACAAAUUUCAAGGAAUGUCUGAUUUCCAGUACCUGGCAAUGCACUCUGGUCCCGAUGGCAAACAAACCUCCAUGUAUGACAAAGUUCUAAUGCUCAAACCAGAGAAGGAAGAAUUUUUCAACAGAGAAUUACCUCUCUACAUUCCACCACCAAUUUUCUCACGACUGGACACUCCCGUUGACUAUUUUUAUCGGCCAGAUAUACAACACCG